AUGGAGGAGGGCGGCCGGAGCCCCCGGGAGGAGGCGGCCGAGCCGCAGGAGUCCGGCGGCGACGCGGAGCCCGGCGGCGGCGGCGGCGGCGUGCGGCGGGGGCUGCUGCUUCCCCCCGGUGACCCCCCGCACCCCCACCCGCACCCGCACCGCAUCACCAACUUCUUCAUCGACAACAUCCUGCGGCCCGAGUUCGGGCGGAGGAAGGAGGCGGGCGGCCCCGGCGGAGAGCCCCGGCGGCCCGGAGCGGAGAGCCGCCGCAGCCCCGCCGCGGCGCCGGCCCCCGGGGCUCCGCUACCCGGCGGCGGGGCGGGCUCGCCGGGCCGGGGGGAGGGCGGCCCCGCCGGGCUGGCCCUGCACGGCCCCGCCAAGAAGGGGGGGGACCCCGCGGCGCUGGAGGCGGCCCUGAAAGCGCGGGGCUUGAGCGGCGGCGACCUGUCGGUGAGCUCGGACUCGGAUAGCUCCCAGGCCAGCUCCAACGCCGGGAACCAGCCCAUGCUCUGGCCCGCCUGGGUUUACUGCACGCGGUACUCGGACCGGCCCUCCUCAGGUCCCCGCUCCCGCAAACCAAAGAAGAAGAACCCCAACAAGGAGGACAAGCGGCCGCGCACCGCCUUCACCGCCGAGCAGCUGCAGAGACUCAAGGCCGAGUUCCAGACGAACCGGUACCUGACGGAGCAGCGGCGGCAAAGCCUGGCCCAAGAGCUCGGGCUUAACGAGUCCCAGAUUAAAAUCUGGUUCCAGAAUAAACGAGCCAAGAUCAAGAAGGCGACGGGCAGCAAAAACUCCCUGGCAGUGCACCUCAUGGCCCAGGGGCUCUACAACCACUCCACCACGGCGAAAGACGGCAAGUCGGACAGUGAAUAG
Molecule: messenger RNA, 867 nt
Organism: Harpia harpyja (harpy eagle)
Lineage: Eukaryota; Metazoa; Chordata; Aves; Accipitriformes; Accipitridae
Gene: EN2
Product: engrailed homeobox 2
Exons: 2
Coding region: 1-867 (288 amino acids)
Biological process (GO): multicellular organism development; neuron differentiation; regulation of transcription by RNA polymerase II
Cellular component (GO): nucleus
Molecular function (GO): RNA polymerase II cis-regulatory region sequence-specific DNA binding; DNA-binding transcription factor activity, RNA polymerase II-specific
Source: RefSeq, a predicted model, not a curated record